Molecule: messenger RNA, 1110 nt
Organism: Arabidopsis thaliana (thale cress)
Lineage: Eukaryota; Viridiplantae; Streptophyta; Magnoliopsida; Brassicales; Brassicaceae
Exons: 2
Coding region: 273-881 (202 amino acids)
Source: RefSeq, marked reviewed
AAAAAUCCAAUCACAAAGCCUACAUGAGACCGUCAAGAUCAGUCAGAGAAGAUCAAACGAAGAAGUUUUUGUUCCAAAAGAUACUAAAGAGAGAAACAUGAAUCAAUGUAUUGCUUGAGGAAUAAGGUAGGGAAGCUAAUCAAUCACAAGUAGACGAAUCGGAGUAUUUCAUAAAAUUAGGGUUUUUAGACCUACAUUUUCUUUUCUUUUUCCGACGAUACUUAAAUUGCUCGAGAAACUCUAUUAGUGAGAAAUCCCCCAUCGGAAUCUCGAUGGAAUCAUCUCCUUCUGGAUCCGAACCUCCGCAGAAAGUCGUUUCUAAACUGCAGAAAGUAGGCUGGCGAGCUACGAUGAUCUUCAAUCUCGGUUUUGCAGCUUAUAUAUUUGCGAUAAAACGAGAAAAGGACAUUGAUGCGGACGAGAAGAAGAAAGUUAAAAAGGGCAGCGAGGCUAGACAUAAAGGUGUGAAAAAGGGUGCUGUUAACACCGAAAUCGAGAAGAAAGGUGCAGAAGAAACUGAUAAGGCUAAGGAAGCAGAAACUGCAAUACCGGAGAAGGAAGAAACCAAACUGAUCCCUGAACUGGAUCCACUGUUUGAAUUUACAGAUGCAACUGAUCAAUCCAUGUUUCAAACUGUGGCAACUGAACAUGUAAAGGUAGCAAGGAAACCAAUUCCAGAAGAUGAGCAAAAGGAGCUUUUCAAGUGGAUAUUGGAAGAGAAAAGGAAGAUAGAACCAAAAGACAGAAAAGAAAAGAAACAAAUCGAUGAAGAGAAAGCUAUUCUGAAACAGUUCAUUCGUGCUGAGAGGAUUCCAAAACUUCUACCUGAUGAUUCCGUUGAUUCUUCACUUCGUGAUUGGGACAAAUUCUUCUCCAAGUAGAACGAAUACAGAAACUAGUGUGUACUUGUUUUUUGUUAGUACACCAAAUGACCAUUGUUGGCUUUUUAGUUUUACUACUCUGAUUGUUACUCUAAUCAACGAAUAGUUUAAAUGUGAUUUCUUGGGGGUUGAGAGUGGCACUUUUAUAAAACUUUGGGGUAAUGUUUCUAUUUCUUAUAAUAUAAAGGACUUAAAAUAUAAAUUCAAUAAAAAUAAGGGUGUUUCUGAG